AGCAGAACUGGCUGAUUGUGCAGCAGUCGUCAUGAAUAGGCACAGGGUCAUCUGUUUCUUAACACAUGUAUAAGAUAAAAAGGUUCAGACAAGGAACUGGAUGGUAUUUUCUGACAAAUGGAGAACUAUUUCCAAGCAGAGGCAUAUAACCUCGAUAAGGUUUUAGAUGAAUUUGAACAAAAUGAAGAUGAUGCUGUUUCACCUACAUUAUUGGGUGCAAAGUGGAAUCAGGUUCUAGAUCCCCCUUCUCAUCGGCUGUCAUGUAAUCCAGCUCUGUCCAGCGUGCAUGAAGCUUCAAUUCCUAAUGAGUGUCAACAGAGAUUAAAGUCUUUCUCCCUGACCCAUUCAACCACCACUCCAACCGGAGGAGAGGGGGAUCAUUGUGCUAAUGGAAUGGAUCUUAGUAUAAAUCCAGAGACCCCAACUGUGUGGAUUGAUGAUCAGGCAAAAGCAGAUGAUCAUUUAAUGAAGAGAAAUAGUAAUCAGGAUGAUCAGUGUAAUGCUAUGGAAACAGGAGAAAGGAAAUGUGGAAAUCCAGCCUGCUUGCCAGAAGAGAAGAAUGUUCUAGUAGUGGCAGUCAUGCAUAACUGCGACAGAAGGACUCUACAAAGUGGCAAUUUGCUGGAUUAUAAAAAUUACAGCACUCAGUCCUUAAUGGACACUAUUAGCUUUACACUGGAUAAUGAAAACCGACAGAAUGAUCAGUUUGGUGUUACUGUAAAUGGAUCCACUGAAAAAGAUACAGAUACAGAAAAGCAAGGAGUACAGUUAGAUCGGCUGUAUGCUGAGGCUGACUCUGUUAGCCAUUUGAUUAAUACUUCAUCUGAUAGUCUGUCCAAUGCAUGCCUCCCCCAUCAAUUAAAGGAUGAUUUUAAUAUUAAUAGAGACUCUCUGUUCUCAGAGUCUACAAUUGCAGGGAUUAAUGCAGUGACCUUAUUGCAGAGACCAGUUGAUGGUACUGUUAAAACACAAGAGAGUUGUGCAUCAGUUGAGGAUUUUAUUAGCAGAGCAAUUACUCAAAGAAAAGAUUUGGAAGCUAAAAAUUCUUCUCCUAGUUCAAGUAAUGGAAGCUUCAUGAUAGAGGAAACUGUAGAAGAACAAACAUCUCAACUGUAUCAAUCUGGGCUACCUGUGCUCUCUCAAACUUGUCAGCCUAAUAUGUCUGAAAGUGGCAAUUACAGUGAACGCUUUGAAGAACGUAUUACUUCUGAGGAUGUUAGUGGUGUGGAAAGUGAAGUCAGUGAAUGUGACAACAUUCUCAGCACAACUGAAUCACUCAGUGGGGCAGAGUGUUUCCCUGAAUCUCAGGAGAUGACUAAUUGGGAAUUGACUAAACUGAAUAAUAAGCAAAAUCAUGGAGAGAAUGAAAGACUUUUGCAGAUGAAAGUGCCUGAGGAGGCUUGUAGUAAUAGUGGGAAAGAUGGAGAUGGGAUGAUGGAAGCAGGCAUGGACAUAAAGGGGAUUUAUAUAGAUGAGCUUGAAGGGUCCAGUCUCUCUGAUGUUAUGGGUACAUCAUCAGCAAGCUCUCUGUCUAAUGGUUGUGAUUCCUAUGGAAUGCAGAACCCAAUUGUUGCUCAUAUUCCAAAGACUUUACCCUCCAAGGAAGACUCAGUGACAGAGGAAAAGGAGAUAGAGGAGAGCAAGUCAGAAUGUUACACUAAUGUUUAUGAACAAAGAGGAAAUGAGGCUGCUGAUGGGAGUGGUCUCAUUUUAAACAGCACUGGUGACCAAAUGAAGAAAAAUUAUGUACAUAAUCUCUGCAGUCAGGUACCAUCUCUGCACGGGCAAACAUUACCAAAACCAGUAACUAACCUGCAACCUAUCAGUGUUCCAUUUGGUGGUGCAAGACCCAAACAACCUACAAAUCUUAAAUUGCAAAUUCCAAAGCCAUUAUCGGACCAUUUACAAAAUGACCUUGUUCCCCCAAACUGUGGAGGUAAUACUAAAAAUAAAAAUGAUGUCUUUGGUAAAGCAAAAAUAGGGGAAACCUUGGCAGCAGAUAUGUUUCCUGAUGAGAAAUCGUUAAAUGCCUCCAUUGCUGAUACCACUGGGGAACAUUUAGAAGAGUAUGAGUCUGGGGUCUCUAGUAGUCCGUGCCUUGCAGUAGCCCCAGAUAGUCCAGAUAAUGAUCUCAGAGCUGGUCAGUUUGGAGCUCCCACCAGAAAGCCAUUUACUACUUUAGGUGAGGUGGCUCCAGUUUGGGUUCCAGAUUCUCAAGCACCAAACUGCAUGAAAUGUGAGGCCAGAUUUACAUUCACCAAAAGGAGGCAUCAUUGCAGAGCAUGUGGGAAGGUUUUCUGUGCAGCAUGCUGCAGUCUGAAAUGCAAGUUGCUGUACAUGGACAGAAAAGAAGCCAGAGUGUGUGUAAUCUGUCAUUCAGUACUAAUGAAUGCUCAAGCCUGGGAGAACAUGAUGAGUGCCUCAAGCCAGAGUCCUAACCCUAACAAUCCUGCUGAAUACUGUUCUACUAUCCCUCCCUUGCAGCAAGCUCAGGCCUCAGGAGCCCUGAGCUCUCCACCUCCCACUGUGAUGGUACCUGUGGGAGUUUUAAAGCACCCUGGAGCAGACAUGGCUCAACCCAGAGAACAAAGACGUGUUUGGUUUGCUGAUGGGAUAUUACCUAAUGGAGAAGUUGCUGAUGCAGCAAAAUUGACAGUGGCUGGGACGACUCCUACAGGAACCCUAGCAGUGUCUCAUGAUCCAACCAAGCCUGUGACCAACAGCACUUUAUCAGUAGAGACUGAUAACACUUCUGGAUUCUCGGGCAGUAUAACUCAGGUUGGCAGUCCAGUUGGCAGUGCGAUGAACCUGAUCCCUGAAGAUGGUCUUCCUCCAAUUCUGAUCUCCACUGGAGUAAAAGGAGACUAUGCUGUAGAAGAAAGACCUUCUCAGAUCUCUGUGAUGCAGCAGCUGGAAGAUGGCAGCCCUGACCCUCUUGUGUUUGUUUUAAAUGCAAAUUUGCUGUCCAUGGUUAAAAUUGUGAAUUAUGUGAACAGGAAGUGCUGGUGUUUCACUACAAAGGGAAUGCAUGCAGUGGGGCAGUCGGAGAUAGUGAUUCUCCUGCAGUGUUUACCUGAUGAGAAGUGUUUGCCGAAGGAUAUCUUUAAUCAUUUUGUGCAACUUUAUCGGGACGCCUUGGCAGGUAAUGUCGUGGGCAGCUUGGGACACUCCUUUUUCAGCCAGAGUUUUCUUGGCAGUAAGGAACAUGGUGGAUUUUUAUAUGUGACGUCUACAUAUCAGUCACUGCAGGACCUGGUGCUCCCAACUCCGCCCUACUUGUUUGGAAUUCUUGUUCAGAAAUGGGAGACUCCCUGGGCUAAAGUGUUCCCCAUCCGACUGAUGCUGAGACUUGGAGCUGAAUACAGACUUUAUCCAUGCCCACUUUUCAGCGUCAGAUUUCGUAAGCCAUUGUUUGGGGAGACUGGACACACAAUUAUGAAUCUUCUUGCAGACUUCAGAAAUUACCAGUAUACAUUGCCAGUGGUCCAAGGUUUAGUGGUUGAUAUGGAAGUGAGAAAAACCAGCAUCAAAAUCCCCAGCAACAGAUAUAACGAGAUGAUGAAAGCCAUGAACAAGUCUAAUGAGCAUGUUCUAGCCGGGGGAGCAUGCUUCAAUGAGAAAGCAGACUCUCACCUAGUGUGUGUCCAGAAUGAUGAUGGGAACUACCAGACGCAGGCCAUCAGUAUUCAUAAUCAGCCAAGAAAGGUGACUGGUGCCAGCUUCUUUGUGUUCAGUGGAGCUUUAAAAUCCUCUUCGGGCUACCUUGCCAAGUCCAGCAUCGUGGAAGAUGGUGUAAUGGUCCAGAUAACUGCUGAGAACAUGGACUCCUUGAGGCAGGCUCUGAGAGAGAUGAAAGACUUCACUAUUACUUGUGGCAAAGUAGAUGCUGAAGAGCCUCAGGAACAUGUUCAUAUUCAGUGGGUGGAUGAUGACAAAAACUUUAACAAGGGUGUUAUAAGCCCCAUUGAUGGCAAAUCCAUGGAGUCUAUAACCAGUGUGAAGAUAUUUCAUGGCUCGGAGUAUAAAGCAAAUGGAAAGGUCAUUAGGUGGACGGAGGUGUUCUUUCUGGAGAAUGAUGACCAACAUAAUGGUCUAAGUGACCCAGCAGAUCAUAGCAGACUGACUGAGAAUGUGGCCAAGGCUUUCUGUUUAGCUCUCUGUCCUCACCUUAAGUUAUUGAAGGAAGAUGGAAUGACUAAGCUAGGUCUGCGUGUUACACUUGACUCGGAUCAAGUUGGCUAUCAAGCUGGGAGUAAUGGACAGCCACUGCCCUCUCAAUACAUGAAUGACCUGGACAGUGCCUUAGUUCCAGUGAUUCAUGGAGGAGCAUGUCAGUUGAGUGAGGGGCCAGUCAUAAUGGAGCUCAUCUUUUAUAUUCUGGAAAACAUCUCAUAAGAGGACUUCAUUUUCUGUUCAGACCUGUUCCAGCAGCAGUUGUAUCUGAAUCAUUUGCACUUUAAAACUGGAAGAUUAAGCUUUUGUUAACACUAUUGGGGGGCGGGGGGGGGAGUUGUUCCAUAAUUCUAAAUCUUCUAUGCAUUGUCAACAAACAGAGGAUCAGGGCAGCUUCUAUACUACAAAAUGUCUAUGCUAUCCUUGCAGCUCAUACAGUUCUGUUACUGUUUAGAAAAAUAAUGCUCAUAUUUAAAGACUUAAUUACAGUCAUGUACUCUAAAUGCUCAAACGGGUGCAAAGAUCACUGGGGCGUAAAUAAAAGAUGAAAUGUCAAAUUUGUACUGUUUGUAGAUGGACAUGUAAGAAGAAACAAUCAAGACCUCCAUUCUGACCUCAUCAUAAUGCCAUUUGUGGUUAUUCUGUAGACAUUAAAAAGUAAUGUUUACAUUAUUUUGACCAGAUUAUUGGUUGAAGUAUAUCAGAGACACUUUAGGAUAUGCCUAGAGAGAUGCAUGGAAAGGUUACCUAGCCAAAAAAAAUGGCAUAUGUGGCUGACCAAUCAUUCAGUCUGAAUGAAAGAAAGGGCAUAUCUCGGACAGUGGUAUAUAAUUUAAACUUGCAGUUUUGUGUGUAUAUUAGGCUAGUAUACUUAUUUUUUCC
This is a messenger RNA of Terrapene triunguis (Three-toed box turtle), 5055 nucleotides long. RefSeq names its product zinc finger FYVE domain-containing protein 9-like. Gene Ontology annotation, biological process: endosomal transport. The record is from RefSeq and is a predicted model, not a curated record. The coding region runs from base 118 to 4395 and encodes 1425 amino acids. Gene Ontology annotation, molecular function: metal ion binding. The transcript is spliced from 18 exons. Gene Ontology annotation, cellular component: early endosome membrane. Lineage: Eukaryota; Metazoa; Chordata; Testudines; Emydidae.